UAUUUCAAUAUUUGAUGAAAAAACAUUGGAAGUAAGGUAUUAAAAGUAAGCUUCUGUUUAAAGGAAGCAUUUCUUUAAUACUUCAAAACACUUAAUACUAUUUGUGUGAAAUACAUUUGAAAUGAUCGAUGAAUUUAGUAAGAGACCAAUUGAAUUUGUCAAAAUAGUUGCGCGCGAAAAUCGAGAGAUCGAUCGAUCGUUCUGCGUCGCGUUAAUAUCGACUGCGUCCGCUGCUGCGUAUGUGUGCAGUGUUAGUGGUUUGCAUUUUGGUGUUAUGCUUUUAAGUUCUUAUAAAAAUACCCGAAUAAACAACGAAUAUGCCGAAGUCCAUACCCGAGAGAUGGCUCGAAUACAAACCUUACGGCAAGGUUAUAAGUGGUACGAAAAUCUUGCCGUUCAAAGUACCGCUGAAGGAAGCGGUAUGCAAUAACUUGGAACCGGACAAACGAUUUACAACGUCGAUGCUGGUGCAGACAUUUCCACGUCUCAAGUACAUCGUCGACCUCACGAACACGGAUCGUUACUAUGACGAGAAGGAAUUCACAAAUUCUGGAGUACAAUACGAGAAGAUUAUGGUACGUGGGCGGGAGGUACCCUCCAUGGACGUGGUGAAAAAAUUCUUUAAAGUGAUGGAUGACUUCACAUCAGCAUGCGGCGAAGAAGAUAUUGUUGGUGUUCACUGCACGCAUGGUAUAAAUCGUUCAGGAUAUCUUAUUUGCAGAUAUCUUGUACAACAGUUAGGUUGGGAACUUGGAGAAUGUUUAAAAGCGUUCGCGGAGGCACGUGAGUACCCUAUAGAGCGCGAGAUAUACUUAAACGCCCUGAGGAAAACGCCACGCGACAAGAAGAUAGAUACAAGCAAAGUCAGGUUGGACUCGCCACCGCAAUCGACGCCAGAAACACCCAGAAAGAUGCGUUCGUCGUUCAAGCGACCGGGAGGCAGACCAGCGUCAUACACGAUGGGACCCCCUGGUUUCGUGCCUCUGCGACGGGGUUUCGCCAAAGACGGCGCAUAUCCUCCCCCGCCUUUUGGUUUCGGCGGUCCUCCGCCAGGCUUCCGUCCCAUGCCUCCAAUCCCACCUCCGAUGCCACCAGGUCCUCCGCCUAUGUACGGGCCCAGACCUUUCAGGUACGGACCGCCACCGAUGAGACCAGUCAUUCCUCCUCCGCCACCCAGGCCAGGAUUCCCUUUGCCAGGUUUCCCGCCGCCUCUGGGUCCUAUUAGAGCACCCGGAGGACCUGGACUACCCGGACUACCGCCAGCGCCGCCCCCGCGGUUACCACCGCCGAAAAUGCCACCGCCACCCGCGGCAGUGAGGCCCGCCGUUCUGAAGAGGCUCCAGACGCAGAAGAGGAAACAACAAAUACGGAACGGCAUGGUGUCACCCGCCAGGAAUCCCGUCGGACCGUCGACGAGGUUGCUCAGAAGAGGCAACCAGGCGAACAAGACGCUACCAAAGGUGGCAAAAGAGCAGGACUUCACGUUGGACACCUUCGAAGAGAACUUACUGGCUAUCGCGAGCCCCCAAAGGCGGCCAAGCAAAGGACGAUUUAAUCAAAACAAGUGACGACGUGCCGCUUAGGAGGCUUAAUAUUACUUAAACCGUACGACAUAUUCCGUGAAUUCGUCAUCGUCUAUCGAGAGUAUAGACAACGACGACCACGCGGGAUAGUACGACGACGGUAAUUAUUCUGAUUCGAAGCCAGAGGGACGCGAGAGAAUACCUGUAGACGGUCGCGUCCUCCAACGUGCGCUGACACUAUUUUAAAAGACUACAUUCGUCGUUGACAAAAAUAAAUGCACCUUGUCGGUAAACGAAUGUUGUGUUCAACUUUGUCUCUUCAUAGAUAAGUAUUUAAAGGCGUGUACCAUGAUUAGGCGCUUGCCACUCGAGGGAGCAACUAUGGGAUCGCUUGUUUCAAUAGAAUUCCUUCUUUCUUUCUUUUUUUUUCUUUUUUUUUUGUACGUAUAGAGCAAGAGGUAUAAUAGUUAGGAAGAUAUUCGUCGGUGUUAAAGAUGUGGUGGUCUCGAUAGGUAUGGGAUCGAUUGCACGAUAUAGUUGAAGAUGUACACCAAUAGCGAACGUAAUCGGGCAAAUUUUAACGAAAAUGGGAUUUAACUAUUUGAAACAAUUUCUUUUGGGUUGUUAUUCUUAACCAGGUGUUUGAAAAUAAAGAAUUUUCUUUUAUUUCUUUUAUUAUUAAAAUUCGAAUCAUGAGCAACAUUCUUUGUAUCUAUGAAAAUGCACGGAACUUGUAGCAGCGUAAUCGAGAUUGUUUAUGUUAAUUGUAUAUAUACAAUAUACAUAUGUACAAAUAUACCUUUUUUUCUUUUAGCGCAGGAGACAAACAGUCCCUUUGUUCGAACUCCAUUUUCCUUUAUUAAGCAUUUUCAACGCUGAAUUCUUUUGCACCAUCUAAGCACCGCGCGACGUAUUUGUCUAUUUUUCUUCUCAAUGUUUUGAGAAUUUAUUGAAAUUGGCAAUCCUAUAGACGCGAUGACAUCUUUCGUAUCAUUCCGUGUUGCCAGGUUCGACUUCUUCGAAUUUCUCGUCGAUUUACAGAAUUCAAUUGAGAUGACAACAUAAAAUGUACCAUAUACAACACGUAAGAGCAACAUUGUAAGAAAUUUCACUUUCUCUUACCCAUCGACAUUUCCAUUCGUAAAUACGUUAGCGUAAUUGAUGUAAUUGCUCGUGGAUUAAGCUACGACGCGACGGGGGCUUGUUUUGUUUGAAAGUUUAUGUUACGUCAAGUAUCGUACGUGUGAGAAUUUAAAUAAUCAAAUAAUGCAUAAUAGAACGUUUUACGUAAGAACUGAGGACAAGAGACGCGAAGACAGUCGUGGCCUUUCUGUGGGAGUCGUAAUCGACACGCGUGUAAGAUUGAACAUUGACAAAUACACACCGUUAACAGAAAAA
Molecule: messenger RNA, 2921 nt
Organism: Hylaeus volcanicus
Lineage: Eukaryota; Metazoa; Arthropoda; Insecta; Hymenoptera; Colletidae
Product: WW domain-binding protein 11-like
Exons: 9
Coding region: 318-1568 (416 amino acids)
Biological process (GO): protein dephosphorylation
Molecular function (GO): protein tyrosine/serine/threonine phosphatase activity; polynucleotide 5'-phosphatase activity
Source: RefSeq, a predicted model, not a curated record